AAGAUGACCUGAUUGAAACCAGUACCACUUGUGUUGAGACAUUGCAAUGAUCACUUUGGUAUUGGUCACUGUUUCAUUGCUUACAAUUGCAUGGUCUGCCAAGGGAAUACCGAUAUCAAAUCGAUCAUCAGGAGCAUCAUCAGGAUUCAGUUCAACACAUCAGUUAUCCCGAGAGUAUUUACCAGUUGAAAAUUCCAAGAUAAAACAAGAUCUUGAUUAUUAUCAUGAUCACAAAGUUAUUCUUACCACAAAAUCACCUCUUGGGAUUAUUCCCAUUGUUAAAAAUGAGCAUUAUACUUCAUCAACACAAUCCAAUAGAGUUUCAAAAUUUGAUAAAAAGAUAUAUCGUCCAUCGGGAAUUAUUGGAGAUAGUAUUGUUGAGUAUGAAACACCAACAAGACCUGUACAAGAAGAGGUCAUUGACACCGAAUAUCAGCAAUUUGUAAAUGACGGUCAACAUGAAAUAACAACAUUACAAUCAACUGGUCACACAUUUUCCAAUGCUUUGAAAUCACACGAACGUGGAGAAAAAAAUUUUGAUUAUUCAGCACAAACAGUUGCCUCGGCUAUCACAACCCUCGAUUGGCUUCUUUGUAAUAAAGGAUAUAAUAGUCCAAUUCAUCCACCACCUAGUCCAGUUUUGGCACUCGUACUAUCAAAAUAUGGCAGAUAUUUGCCAGUAACACGUGGCUCACGUGUUUACUCAUACAUGGCUACCAAUAAUAUUCACAAUAGCCAACCAUUUGGUCAAUACAAAUUUUCACGCGAACAUGAUGAUAAUAUUGAAGCUUAAUCUCUGAAUAAACAUUUCUCAAUAUUU
Molecule: messenger RNA, 820 nt
Organism: Aphidius gifuensis
Lineage: Eukaryota; Metazoa; Arthropoda; Insecta; Hymenoptera; Braconidae
Exons: 3
Coding region: 47-793 (248 amino acids)
Source: RefSeq, a predicted model, not a curated record